This is a messenger RNA of Anastrepha ludens (Mexican fruit fly), 935 nucleotides long. RefSeq lists its product as uncharacterized. The record is from RefSeq and is a predicted model, not a curated record. Lineage: Eukaryota; Metazoa; Arthropoda; Insecta; Diptera; Tephritidae. Bases 189 to 935 code for a protein of 248 amino acids. The transcript is spliced from 2 exons.
UGCUAUCAUUUCCAUUUGCCUAAUUAAAUUCUUUUAGCUCGAUCAAAACAUUUUAUGCGAAGUUUGUUAAUUGAAAAUGAAAUUUAUUAAUUGAAAAAUAAAUUUCACAACUCCCAAAAAUUACGUUGUGGAAUUUCAGAAGAUAACAAAGAAACCAAAAGCGUUUGAACUGCGCAUUGGAGCACAACAUGGAGCCAAGCACAGUUUUUCUAGUUUUCCACUUCGGAGCAACGCUGUUUCUACUAACACAGGCGAUACCCUACAGCCCCUGGCUACCGACGCAGCGUCAUGGUCCGCUCUACGAAGGUGUGAAGCUUCUCAUUGCGGAAGCCGAAUUGCAAGCAGAGUUCAUCUGGAAUGAAACCGAAUUUCAGCUUAACGAAUCUGUGGACGCCAUGCAUGAAAUGCAAGCGCUGCUCGCCGCGCCCGAUCAUACAAUUGAAGACCGCCUUCAGUCCAUGCUUGCUGCUGUACGUCCGACCGAUGUCUACGCACACUGCUACCAUCAACACGAACUUGCCAUUGCGACUUUUGACCGAGACCUGCUGGCUAAACGGCGCAGUUGUGAGCGAAUGUUAGAAGUUAAUUUGGCUGCGCUGCAAAAUCAGUCCAACAGUGAGAUCCGUUUUAUACGCAGUGGUGCUGCGGAAGCUCGCAAUGUCCUCGCCGCUUGCAAUGUGUCGGCGUUGAAAGGAGAUAAGAGCGAUAGCGACCCAGCUAUUGUAAUGAUGUGUGUUGUUGGACGAAUUGCCGCGCUUGGGCAACAUCUCUUGGAAGCAUCGGAGAACUUUUUGGAUGAGCUCGCCACUGUGGCGCUAGAAGGCGCUGGUGCAGAACUGGAGCAUGACAGUUGUAAUGAGUUUGAAGAACUGCAUCAGCAAUUCGAGAGUGUUUAUAAAGACAUUAUUGAUUGUAUUGGACGUGGUGGUAUAUAA